CCUGCAGCCACUAGCGGGACUUGAGCAUCGCGCUAGUCCCUUCCCAGCGCUCGGCCUGAGCAAAGGCAUCCGAACUCGACAUGAGCAGCCCCGAUGCGGGCUACGCCAGCAGCGACGACCAGGCGCAGGGGCGGUGCUCACUGCCCAUCAUGAUGCCGGCCAUGGGCCCCUGUACGUGGGCAGAGGCGCUGAGCCCGCUGAGCGAGGCGAAGAGCAAGGGCGAGGCGGCGCCGUCGGGCGGCCGGAGCAAGAGCGAAGCGCGGAUCCGGCGGCCCAUGAACGCCUUCAUGGUGUGGGCGAAGGACGAGCGCAAGCGGCUGGCACAGCAGAAUCCGGACCUGCACAAUGCAGAGCUCAGCAAGAUGCUGGGUAAAUCGUGGAAGGCGCUGUCGCUGGCGGAGAAGCGUCCGUUCGUGGAGGAGGCGGAGCGGCUGCGGGUGCAGCACAUGCAGGACCACCCCAACUACAAGUACCGGCCGCGGCGGCGGAAGCAGGUGAAGCGGCUGAAGCGUGUGGAGAGCGGCUUCCUGCAGCACGGCCUGGCGGAGCCGGCGGGGCCCGGGCUGGCCAGCGAGGCCAACGGCGGCGGCGGCGGCGGCGGCAGGAUGUGUGUGGAGAGCCUGGGUCUGCCUUACGGCGAGCAGGGCUACGCGGCGUCGGGGCACUACCGGGACUGCCCGCCGUUGGGCGCCGGCUUCGACGGCUACGGGCUGCCGACACCGGACCCAUCGCCGCUGGACGCGGCGGAGAGCGAGGCGCCGUUCUUCGCGGCGGGGCUGCAGGAGGAGUGCGCGCUGGGGCCCUACGGCUACGCCCCGCACUCGGCGAGCGAGUACCCGCCGCCGGCGGCUGCUGCUGCUGCUGCUGCUGCUGCCGAAAGCCCGUCGGGAGCCGCGCUGCGCCGGCACCUACCAGCCGGCGAGGCGCUGGGGCCGAGCGCCGGCUCGCUGCAGGGGCUGUUGGGCUGCUCGACGCCGCUCCACGCCUACUACGGGCAGGCCUACCAACCGCCGGGCCCGGGUCGCGGCCCGCCGCUGCCGCCGGGGCCGGUAGGUCAGCCGUCGCCGCCGCCGGAGCCGGGGCCGUGCCGGGAGCAGCUAGAGCACUUGCCGCAGGAGGAGCUUCUGGGCGAGGUGGAUCGCACCGAGUUCGAGCAGUACCUGCGCUUCGCCUGCAAGCCCGAGCUGGGGCUGCCCUUCGCGGGCCACGACGGCGCGGGGCUAGCGGCGCCCGGGGGCGCGGGACCCAUCUCCUCGGCCGUGUCGGACGCCAGCAGCGCCGUCUACUACUGCGGCUACCCCGACGUGUGAGGGACCGGUUCGGGAGCCCGCCAC
Messenger RNA from Pogoniulus pusillus (Red-fronted tinkerbird), 1334 nucleotides. RefSeq names its product transcription factor SOX-17-like. Bases 81 to 1310 code for a protein of 409 amino acids. Gene Ontology annotation, molecular function: RNA polymerase II cis-regulatory region sequence-specific DNA binding; DNA-binding transcription activator activity, RNA polymerase II-specific. The transcript is spliced from 2 exons. The record is from RefSeq and is a predicted model, not a curated record. Lineage: Eukaryota; Metazoa; Chordata; Aves; Piciformes; Lybiidae. Gene Ontology annotation, biological process: positive regulation of transcription by RNA polymerase II; vasculogenesis; anatomical structure morphogenesis.